Molecule: messenger RNA, 462 nt
Organism: Juglans microcarpa x Juglans regia
Lineage: Eukaryota; Viridiplantae; Streptophyta; Magnoliopsida; Fagales; Juglandaceae
Product: nuclear transcription factor Y subunit B-1-like
Exons: 2
Coding region: 1-462 (153 amino acids)
Source: RefSeq, a predicted model, not a curated record
AUGGAUAAGGUGUCCACCCCCACCCGCGACACUCGGACGGGAGGCCUUGCCCCUGGUGUGCGUGGGCUAAUUCCAAGGGUAAACCCCACCCUUACCCAUGCGAGGGUAAAGUGCAGGAAGGGGGUCCCCCAGCCUCAAAGGGUGAAGGUAGCACCCCAGGAUUUAGCUGGUUCGACAAUGAACAAAGGAAGACGCAUCAUGACUCCUUCAUCACCGGUGAGGCAUCCGACAAGUUCCAGAGGUAGAAGUGACGAUCUGAGGUGGGCCCUGACCACCCUCGACUUCGAGGACUACGUGGAACCCCUCAAGGUGUACCUGCAGAGGGAGGGUGGGUUUGGGAGGGGAAAGGCUGAGCUGCAGAGGAGAGGAAGAGGAAGAGGAGGAACGGACGAUGUGGGAGAGGCUGAGUUUGCAAAGGAGCAAGAAGGGGGCGUGGGUCUGCAAAUGAAGGUGAACAGGUGA